Molecule: messenger RNA, 5111 nt
Organism: Styela clava
Lineage: Eukaryota; Metazoa; Chordata; Ascidiacea; Stolidobranchia; Styelidae
Source: RefSeq, a predicted model, not a curated record
UACGGCCGAUAUGAUAUAUCGGCAAACACGCAAUAUUGGCCCGAUAUAUCGGUCGAGCUCUAAUAUAUUUUUAUUAAACCAACUUGGUAAUAUAUUGUCUACCUGUAGAUAUUGCUUUCAUUCUUUCUCUUCCUGAGAACUUAAAUGAAGUUGAAAUUUUCAGAAUUAAAUUUUUAGUCUAGUUCACCUGUAGUCAAAGCGUGUUAUAACCAGGACUGGGAGCUAGGUUCCAGCUCCAUUGUGACUCUACCUUCGCAACUUAUUGCUUCAGCUUCGUAGUCAUAAUGAGUUUUUUUGGUAUGACGAUGGUAUGCUACAUUAUCGCAGUUGCGCAGAAGCGGAACUCAAAACUAUUAUGAUACAAGGGUUUUGAAUUUUAAAAUUAAAUCCUGAAUACACAAAUUUACUAUUUCAAAUUAAUAUUAGAAAUUUAAAUUAAACAAAAAAUGAUAAGCUGAAAAAGUUAAAUUGCAUUAUUUGUGUCAAGUAAUAAAAAAUUCAUGCAUAGGAAAAAAUAGAUUGUUAAUUAACUGGAGCCACUAAAAUUUUUGGUAGCUCCAGCUCUAUCCAAUAUAGUAAGCUUGUCUCCACCCCUCAAUAUAAUGUUACAACUCCAGCUUCCAGCCCUGGUUAUAACGAAGGAUUUGGAUGUACAUGGGACCAUAAAGGGAAUUCCAGUAAAACAAUUUCGAUACAAAUAGCUUAACCAUUUUACUACUGAAAAUUUUCAGUAAAAUGACUAGAUAAUAUAAUUUUUUGCAUGAGCUGUUUUGUAAUAUUGGUACAUCAUUGUUAAUAUUAGUAAUUGCAGCUUUUUUGGCAUAAAAAUUAUAGUAGAUGCUAAUACGGUGGUUCUCAACCUUAACAGUAUUGCCCUAUUCAUGUCAAAACUGUAUCCAUGUCGUUAACUAAAUAUAUUCAUGUCCAUUGAGCUGACAUACCUAUAAAAAAAGCAUGUAUCGUCAUUUUGAUGCAAAAGACUACGAAAACAUUAAAUUUGUGUAACAUUGUCAAGACAUUUCAUGAAAUUUAGAAAUGCAUCCCUUAUUAAUUCUUAUAAGAUCCUCUUAUUUCAUGCUUCUAUGUUCUAUCACUUCCUCAUAUCAAAGAUUCUGAAAGGUUGAGAACCAUUUGGCUAAUACAUGUGAAUAUAUGUACCGGUAUAAAAAUAUAAAGUAAUAAUACAUUGACUAAUAUCUGUGGAUAAUAGAUUGAGAUGUUCUAUAUACGGUAGUUUUAUUGUUUUGAAAGGCUCAUUUUUCUUGGCUUUGUUUCAUAUAAUGUUCUCCCCGAAAUUUAGUUUUUAAAAGGAUAUCAUCAUUUGAAAGCAAAUAUACAAAUUUAUCUGUUUUAUAUGCAUUAGUUACAGUUACUCAGUCAGAAUUCCUUUAUAAAAUAGUUAUCUUGGAGAGCUGAACUGAUAAUUUCAAUUAGUAAUUUUUCCAUUUUGGAUCGGAAAUUUCUUGUUCAAGCUGAAUAAAUCUUACUUACUUCUUGCUUGCGUGGCAUAAUUGCUGGAAUACUUUAUUUCGUACCUGUACUGUUGUUGUGUGAGAUUGUUUCACUUUUUAUAUUAUCUUUAACCCUUUGUUCUGCUUCCCACCAAUAUAUAGAAAACUUAAAACGAUUGGGCAGAUGUUAAAUAUAAAUGUGGUCUUUAAGUUCUGAAUUUUACUAUUUAGCUAUUGUAUUUUACCAGAGUUGUUUUGCAUAUUAGUAUCUUUUCACCAACUAUGGCUUGGGUUACAAGGAUACUUAAAUAAAGAAUUACCCACUUAUUACAAUUUUAUGAUUAUUUUUGUUGUCGAUUUUUUGGUGACAUCUAGGCAAAAAAGGAUAGAGUGCAUAAUUAGUGUAUGCUCUUUUCUUUACAAUACUGUUUUGAAGUGCUUUUCAGAAAGUGGUUGUGCGUUCUUCUUCUCGGUGUUUUUAUUUUAUAUAAUUUUUAAACUAAGUUGACUAAAUUGAGUUCAAAUUGAACCACUGUGCCCCCAUUUUGUACUUUUAUAUUUUACUUUAUAAUUAUGUGCCUACAGAAUUUAUUUACUUAUAUAGCAGAGCUGUCUGCAAACAGCAUCACAAGCCAGUCAAUACAAGUUAGUUUAAACUUAUUUGAGCAGCAAAUUGUUUCUGUGGCCUGGUGUAGCCAAACUUAUUUAUGUAACGACAGAGCACCCUGUUGAGGUCUACAUUACCAAAAUCAAGAAACAGGACAAGGGAGACUUGUAUAAGAGACAGAAAAAAUGGCACCUAAGAGAACUGAAAAUGGUCGAUGGCAAGGACUCAAAAAAGGAUUCCACAGAUUUCGAUCUUCUCUUCGACAAGAAUUUCAAAUGGUUUGCAAGCAGUGUGAGCGAAAAACACACUUUUCUAUCAUGCUUGUGGAAGCUAUGUCGGCGCUAUCUUCCAAGACUGAAUAAACCAACAUUCAAGAAUGUGCCAGAAUCUUUGAUGGAAGUGUCUGUCUCAGGCAGUGAAUCCCAGCGUACAUCUGGAAGUGGUCCUGGAACAGAUGGGUUUCCUACAGAAGAAAAUUAUCAGGUGCUAACCUCGAAGGAAGAAACUGACUUGGAACGCAUGCUAUCUGAAUGUGAAAAUGCGAUUAGUGAUGCUGAAGCUUUUGCGUCAAAUAUGUCAAAAGACUUAUCUGUACUCGAUGGUGAAAAUAUCAGUUCUAUAAUGGGAUCUGAAGCACAGGUCAAUCAAUUGAUGUCUCUCCUUGAUAAUGCCUUGGAUGAAGUCACUGCAGUUGAGACAAGACUAGAUGGAUACAAUGACAUGGUCCAGAGUAUUUCAGGCCAGAUGGGCCAAAUGAAAAACCAAGAAUCUUUUAUCCAAAUUACGAAUAAGAAUCAUACAAUGCUCCUACAAGAAUUGGAUAAACUAGUACUUCAACUUGAUCUGUCCAAAGGCCACAUUAAAGCAUUGAACGAGGGUGAUUUGAGAGUUGACAGCGGUAUUGAGGCUUGUAGUAGUGCAGCAGAGGCUCUACAGCACGCUAUGCAAGUGGAACUACAUCCAGGAGUGUAUCAACUUGUUGCAGUCAGGGAACAGCAAAAAAUGUUUGAGGAUUUGAGACAGAAAUUUGCUAAGCGUCUCUACCAUUUUCUUUAUGAUGUCUUCAUGAAACAGGGGAAUGAGCAAGCUGCAGGUGGACUAGCGAGACAAGCAAAUAAUUUGAAACUUCCAAAACAUUUUCCAUAUCAUCGAGAUUUACUACCAUAUAAACAACUUGUUCUAUGGCUGAAAGUUGCAGACAAAACCAAGUAUCAGCAAUUAUGUGGGAUUUAUACCCAGAGUCUAUGUAAGCUGUAUUCUCGUGAAAUCACUGAAUUUAUGACAAAUGCUAAACAGAGAUUCAUUGAAAAAGCUACUAUUUCCCCACAAAUGGGAGCAGCGGCCUUCAAGGCUGCAAGUUCAUCAACAAUGAGCUUGAACACUCAGGCUUCGAAAGAAAGAAAAGGCAGCAAAGCGUUUGGCGGAUUAAGCAAAAAGCUGAGCAGCAGCAUUAAGAAUUUGUCUGGAUCCUCACAAAGUUUAAGCAAACAACACAAGAAAUUAUUAGGAGGUUCUACCCAGAGUUUGAAUGUUAAAUCGAUGGGGAAAAAGUUGAAAAAAUUAGGCAGCAGCAAAAAACAUGGUGGAUUAGCAGUGAGCCGUGAAUCACUUGCAGCUUCUGAUUUUGAAUUGUCUGACAGAGAAAAAUUCAGUUCGACGUUCCGCGAAGUGUUGAAUGAGCUGGAACCUACUUGCCAGGAUGAAGAAGAUUUCUUAACCCGAUUUUUUCAUCUUAAUAUUGAGACUGCUGAUACAUUAAUGCCUGGUGGAUCUGAUGAUGAAGAGGAUGAUACUGAACAAGGUGCUGCGAGAAGAAAACAAUAUCAGGAAACUUCGUUAAUGGUACAGGUUGUGAAAGACAUCAGACCGACAGACAAAAUAUGGAGAAUGAUGACAGAAAUAUUUACUGUUGUUGAACCACAAUUACUUGGAUUAGUUGCUUUUGGUGAAAAAUUAGAUCCACUCAACUCUCUCAAUAUGUUGGUUGUUAUUGGAGACAGAGUUGCGAAAGCUAGGCAGGACAACGAUGGAUCCUUCCUUGCCAAGAUGCUUGGAAACUCAUUGAUAGAAGUGAAGAGGAAUUUUGAUAAUUUCAUGAAUCAUAAAAUCACAGUGGUGCAGGAAGCUCAUUUGAGCAAAAACAAAAAAUGCGGGAUUUUGCCUUUCGUCACUGAUUUUGAAGAUUUUGCUGAACUUGCAGAAAGUAUUUUCAAAGAUUCUCACAGGCGAAAUGAUCUCGAUAAAGCUUAUAAAGGAUUGAUCAAAGCUGUGUUUGAUGCUAUUGAAAGAUUGGCGAUGGAAAGCUACAAAACACCAAGAGAAGUUGUUCUGUUCGAGAAUUACCAUAAUCUUCACGACUUUCUCGCUCGCCUCAAGAUCGUUGGACUUGAACAGGAACGAAAAGAAGCGAAAACAAAAUACAACGAUAACUUGCAAAAUUAUGUCAGUUCUUUGAUGGGACGACCGCUGGAAAAAUUGAGUAACUUCUUUGAAGGAGUGGAACAAGUGAUGGAGGGUGGGGUACGAGCUGAAGAAGUUAGCUUUCAGCUGAAAUUCAGUAAACAGGAAUUACGGAAAUGUAUCAAGGAAUAUACAGGGAAAGAUGUCAAAAAGGGACUGGAAGCUCUAUACCAUAAAAUAACAAAACAUACUUCGGAUAAUGAAAACAGGCUUCAGCGGGUUGUCUGGCAAUACAUGCAGGAUGAGUUUCUCCGGCAAUAUAAACAUUUUGAAGAUCUAAUAAAUAAAUGUUAUCCUGGUAGCGGAAUGAAACUAGAAUUUACGAUUCAAGAUGUAUUGCAGUACUUCACAGACAUUGCUCUAUCACAAGAAAAAUAAUGUAAUGAUUGUGUUGGAUGGAAAAAUGAUAUUUUUGUCAUUAUAUAACAUAGUAAUCAAGAUACAAUGUUUAUUCUACUAUUCGUUUCAAUUAUCUGCUUGUAUGUUAAUGUACACUGUAUUUGUGCAAUCCUGCUUAACAAGUUAUGAUUAAUCACCUUCCUGUUGAUGUAUGGUUUAGUAAAACUCGUCAUUAUAAGACUAAAGAGAUUCUG